Molecule: messenger RNA, 456 nt
Organism: Eurytemora carolleeae
Lineage: Eukaryota; Metazoa; Arthropoda; Copepoda; Calanoida; Temoridae
Exons: 4
Coding region: 1-456 (151 amino acids)
Cellular component (GO): intracellular anatomical structure
Source: RefSeq, a predicted model, not a curated record
AUGAAAGAUAAGGAGUACUGGAUAAAUAAGUUUGAUUUACAGCCACACCCGAAGGAAACUAAAGGAUUUUUUAAAGAAACCUUCCGUGAUGAAUUUACCGUCAUCGGAUCUUCAGGCGAACAGAGGGCUGCAUCUACUCUUAUUUACUUUCUUCAUGUUCAAGAAUCUCUUAACCCUAAAACUACAUUCUUCAAGGUAAAAUCUGUAGAGACAAUACACUGGUACUACGGGUCUCCUCUACACCUGUAUUAUAUAAACGAGGAGGAGAGGAGGCUGGUUAAGGUGGAGUUGGGAGUUGAUGAAUUUCAGUUUGCAUUCCCCCGGGGAGUCUGGUUUACUAGACUGUGUGAGGUAGAUGAUGGAUAUUCUCUGGUUGGGGCAUCUGUAGCACCAGGCUUUGAUUUCCAGGAUCUGGAGACUACAGAAUAUGAAUCUCUCCAGCAUCUUCUAUCCUAA